Molecule: messenger RNA, 7153 nt
Organism: Pogona vitticeps (central bearded dragon)
Lineage: Eukaryota; Metazoa; Chordata; Lepidosauria; Squamata; Agamidae
Gene: ZNFX1
Product: zinc finger NFX1-type containing 1
Biological process (GO): regulatory ncRNA-mediated heterochromatin formation
Cellular component (GO): nuclear RNA-directed RNA polymerase complex
Molecular function (GO): helicase activity
Source: RefSeq, a predicted model, not a curated record
GACAGCUCCCCAUGGAGGGCCGCGGGCACCGAGGAGGAGGAGGAGGAGGAGGAGGAGGAGGGUCGCCCCUGCCCCCCCACCCCCACCAGCAGCGCGGACGGGGCUCCGGCCGAGGCCAGCCACAGCGAGGCCCAAACCAUGGGAGGGAGGGGCCGGAACGCCCUCGGAAAGGAGCCUUCCGCCUCCAAGGAAACCCUGGGAUGGAGGGACGCGUCGAGCCAAGGCAGGAAAGGAACGCCGGCUCGGGCAGAGUCAUCAUCCCAGAGGGCGGACAAGAUGGCAGGAGAAGAAGCCAGGAUCGUGCCAGGCGGCUGGAGCGGGAGCCUGGGGCUGAAGCCGGACACCGCCGGGGUUUCCUCAGGCUCGGAGAGAACCGCAGCCACAGCUGCCAGUGGGGACCAGGACGCGGCGGGGAUGCCCAGAAGCCGCCUGCGCGCCCACCCCAGAGGAUCGGGCCGGCGUUCUUGGAGGGUCUCCUUGAGAAGGAGCCCUCCGAGGUGGCCAUCACGCUUGCCUCCAGCACGGGCCUGAAGGAGGCGCUGUCCCAGACGGCCAUGGGGCCCCGAUUCCUGCAGCUCCUUUGCCAGGUUCUGCGCAGGACCUGCUGCUCCCGGAUGGACCGGAAGAGCAUCCAGCAGGUCCUGGGGCUGGUGAAGGAGUCCAGCUUCCUCCAGAUCUGCCUGCCCCGGUACGUGACCGCCAUGCUGACCGAGGCCGUGCCGGCCGUGCGCCACCAGUUCCCGGAGCACAUGGGCAGCAUCCUCGCCCUGGUCCAGGAGCUGGUGAGCAUCUUCCCCGCCAGCUCCAUCCGCCAGGUGACCCUGCUGAUGUCCCUCUUGCCGGCCUCGGUCAACGCCCUGCGAGCCUCCGGCGUGGACUUCCCGGAGGAGACAGAGAAGACCCUGGAGAAUCUCCAGGGCUACAUCCGGCACCUGCAGGAGAGGCGGCGGGAGGGCACCCUGCGGGUCGACAGCCACACCCUGGUGCCGGCAUCCCCGGGAGAGCGGGGGGAGGACGGGGAGGAGGAGCGGGAGGACUACCGCACCCUCUCCAUCUUUCCCACCUACGAGGAGGUGCACCAGGAGAAGAAGCCCCUGCUGCGCCCCAACCUCGUGGCCCAGCCCUACGAGAGCCCGGCCGUCUACCUGGACACCCACUUCCGGCUUCUGCGGGAAGACUUUGUCCGGCCCCUCCGGGAGGGAAUCCUGCAGCUCCUCCUGCGUUCCGAAGACCAGGGCCUGAGACGGCUGAAAUUCGAUGACAUUCGGGUUUACUUUGACACCCGGAUCCUCAGCCCUCUUUGCUCCGUGAAUGGCAUUGAGUACAAGGUGCAAUUUGACACCAAGCCCCUGAAGUUUGUGCGUUGGGAGAACUCGAAGCGCCUGCUCUAUGGCUCUCUGGUCUGCCUGUCCAAAGACCACUUUGAGACCUUCCUCUUUGCCACCAUCGCCCAGCGGGAAGGCCAGGACCUGCGGAAGGGCCUCGUGCACCUUGCCUUCAGCGAGCGCAGCCGGCCCCUCCUGGCCGAGGUCCAGCCCACCGACGCCUUCCUCAUGGUGGAGACCACGGCCUACUUCGAGGCCUACCGGCACGUCCUGCAGGCGCUGCAAGAGAUGCGGCACCAGGAGGUCCCCUUCCAGAAGUACAUUGUCCGCUGCGAGGCGCAGGUGACGGAGCCGGAGUACCUGGCACGGGGCGGCGGUGGCGGCUACGACCUCAGCUGCCUGCUGCAAAAGCCGGGGCCCCGGCAGCGGCAGGAGGAGGUGGCUGCCGCUCCAGAGCCCCUCAGGGGUCUUGGAAGGAGUCCCAAGAUUGACAUCCUUGACCCCCAGCAGUGGCCCACAGAGGAGGCCUUGGGCUUGGAUGAGUCCCAGCUGCAGGCCCUCCGGCUGGCUCUGACCAAGGAGCUGGCCAUCAUCCAGGGGCCUCCCGGCACAGGGAAGACCUACGUUGGACUGAAGGUCAUGGAGGUCUUGCUGAACAACCCAGCUCUCCGUGGGAGGUCUCCCAUCCUUGUCGUGUGCUACACCAACCACGCUCUGGACCAGUUUCUCGAAGGGAUCCACACCUUCCUGACGAGGGGGAUUGUGCGCGUAGGAGGAAGAAGCAACAGCGAGAGCUUGAAACAGUUCACGCUACGGGAACUUCGGAACAAACGUGACAUUCGGAAAUGGCUGCCAGGCCACCUUCGACAGGCGUAUGCCAAUGUGUCUGGAGAGAUGCGGGAAGCGCAAGUCAGUCUGGAACAAUGGGGGGCCCAGCUGGAGUGCAGCCUCCGAGGGAUCCUACACGAGCGCCACCUGAAGAGCCAUGUGGCCGACGGACACUGGGAGAGUCUCGUGCGUGGCUGCGCCAGGGAAUGGAUGAACCCCAAGGACUCCCUGAUCCUGGAGUGGCUGGGCCUGAGUGCCUCGUCCUUCGGCCAGAGUGACCCCGAUGGAGACGAGGCGUCGCCUGCUGACUCUCAAGAGGAAGAGGAAGAGGCAGCCUUGCUGCAGAUCGCAGGGGAGGCGGAGCUGAUUGAGGCUGAGCGGCUGCUUGACCAGGACGAGGAAGGGCGUGCGCGCUCUCGGAGGCGGUUGCGGGACUGGGAAAGGGCUCAGCUGGACGACCUCUUUCUGGCAAUGACUCUGGCAGACAAGGAAGGGGGGGAGGAGGAAGAGGAAAACCCAGACAGCCCCCACUGGGAGUUCCAGCGCCACCAGAAGAAGGCCAUGAAGCAGCGGAUGAAGGCCGAGCUGCAGAAGCGACAGGCGAUGACUGAGGCAGAGGCUUCGGAUGUCAGGGAUGUGUGGCAUCUGGACCGGGGUUCCCGCUGGCAGCUGUACAGGUACUGGCUGCAGAAGUACCAGGCAGAGAUCCGGCGGAGGAUCCUGGAGCACGAGGAGGUGUACCAGGGAGCAGCAGACCGGCUGGCGGAGCUGCGGCUGCAAGAGGACCUGCUGAUCCUGCAGGAGGCCCAGGUGGUGGGGAUGACCACCACAGGAGCCGCUCGGUACCGGCAGGUCCUGCAGCAGGUGGCCCCUCAGGUGGUGGUGGUGGAGGAGGCGGCCGAAGUCCUGGAGGCUCACACGGUCACCACCCUCAGCAGCGCCUGCCAACACCUCAUCCUCAUUGGGGACCACCAGCAGCUGCGGCCCAGCGCCAACGUCUUUGACCUGGCCCGAAACUUCAACCUGGAGGUCUCCCUCUUCGAGCGGAUGGUGAAAGUCGGCCUCCCUUUUGUCCGGCUCAAUUUCCAGCACCGCAUGCGGCCAGAGAUUGCCCGUCUCCUCACGCCGCACAUCUACCAGGACCUGGAGAACCACCCAUCUGUGCUCCAGUACGAAAACAUCAAGGGCGUCUCGUCCAACCUUUUCUUCGUGGAGCACAGCUGCUUGGAGCAGGAGAUCCAAGAAGGGAAGAGCCACCAGAACCUCCACGAGGCCCAGUUUGUGGUGGAGCUGUGCCGAUACCUGUUGCACCAGGGCUACGCGCCCUCCCAGAUCACCAUCCUCACCACCUACACGGGGCAGCUGUACUGCCUGCGGAAACUCCUGCCCGCCAAGACCUUCCAGGGGGUGAAGGUCCACGUGGUGGACAAGUACCAGGGGGAGGAGAACGACCUCAUCCUCCUCUCCUUGGUGCGGAGCAACGCGGAGGGGCGGGUGGGCUUCCUGCAGAUCCCCAACCGUGUCUGCGUGGCCCUUUCCAGGGCCAGGAAGGGCCUCUACUGCAUCGGCAACAUGGCCAUGCUGGGCAAGGUCCCUCUCUGGAGCAAGAUCCUCCACGUCCUGAGGGGGAAGGGCCAGGUCGGCCCGGCACUGUGGCUGUCGUGCCAGAACCACCCCGAGACCAAGACGGACGUCGCCCAGCCCAAGGACUUCCAGAAGGUGCCCGAGGGCGGCUGCAGUCGCCCCUGCGAGGCCCGGCUCAGCUGCGGCCACGUCUGCCCACGGGCGUGCCACCCCUAUGACCCUGAGCACAAGGAGAUGCAGUGCCUGAAGCCGUGCCAGAAAGUGUUGUGCCCAGAAGGGCACCGCUGCCCUUGGCAGUGCUUCAAGCCGUGCGGAAAGUGCCAGGUGAAGGUGCCCAAGACCCUGCCCACGUGUGGCCACCAGCAGGAGGUCCCCUGCUCCGUGCCUGCGGAGGCCUUUUGCUGCCAGGAGCCCUGUGAGAAAGUCCUGCGGUGCGGCCACCGCUGCCGCCAGACCUGCGGCCAGGAAUGCACCCGCCGCUGCCAAGAAACGGUCCAGGCGGCCCUGCCGUGCGGGCACCGCCAGAAGGUCCCCUGCGCCACCGCUGCAGACCUUCGAGAUGGGAGGCCUGUGCCGUGCUGGGAGAAAUGCCCCGGCGCCCUGGAGUGUGGCCACCCGUGUCCAGGCUCCUGCCACGCCUGCUUUGGCGGCCGCUUCCACAAGCUGUGCCGAAGCCCGUGCGAGCGCCUCUUGAUCUGCUCCCACAAGUGCCAGCAGGCCUGCACCAGCGACUGCCCGCCCUGCCCACUGCCCUGCCAGAACCGCUGCGUCCACAGCCGCUGCCUGAAGACCUGCGGGGAGGCCUGCACCCCCUGCACGGAGCCGUGCGAAUGGCGCUGCCGGCACUACCAGUGCAGCCGGCUGUGUUCGGAGCCUUGCGACCGGCCACGCUGCGACAGGCCGUGCCCGGAGCGCCUUCCGUGUGGGCACCCGUGCGCAGGGAUCUGCGGGGAGCCGUGCCCCAAGAAGUGCCUCGUCUGUGACCACGAAGAGCUGACACAGAUCUUCUUUGGCUUUGAAGAUGAACCUGGGGCGCGGUUUGUCCAGUUGGAGGACUGCGGCCACGUCUUUGAGGCCCAGGGCCUGGACUGCUACAUGGAGGAUGGAGAAGACGACGACGACGGGGCGGCCAUCCGGCUGAAGGUCUGCCCCAGCUGCCAGACGCCCAUCCGGAAGAACCUGCGCUAUGGAACUCUGGUGAAGAAGAGGCUGUCCGAGGUGGAGGCGGUGAAGGAGAAGAUCCGAGGCCACCCGGCAGAAAUUGCCGCCCGAGCACAGGGGCUGAAGGCCGAGCUGAAGGGGAAAGCGGGCCUGAGGGCCUCUCUGCUUGAAGAGUACCUACAGCUGCUGCAGAGGCUGGGGGAACCGUCCCUCUCCCUCCAGAGCCUGGCCCUCACAGAGCACCUCAUGGGCUUCUAUGGGCGGCUGGCCGAGUUGGAAGGCGCCCUGAAGAAGGUGGCGCCCGCUGAGAUGGCAGGGCCAAGGGCGCGCAUGGCGGAGGUGGCAGGCUGGCUGAAAAGGCCCCGCCUCAGCUUCACCAGCCAGGAGCUGUCGGAGCUUCAGAGCGAAUUCCAGCGCUUGACUUACCUGGUGGAUCUCCUGGCCAGGUGCAAGGCGGCUGGAGGGAACAGGGGCGCCUCCACGGAGGAGCUCAUCAGCACCGCCCGGAAGCUGCUAGAGGGGCCUGGCAGGUUCACCCCAGAAGAGGAGGAGCUGGUGAAAGCCAAGAUGGAGGCUCUGAAGGCCGUCCUGCCGCCGGCCUCUGGGCUGGGCAUCUCUGAGGAAGAGAGGAAGCAGAUAGUCGCGGCCAUCACGCCAAACACCCGCGGCCACUGGUUCAAGUGCCCCAAUGGCCACGUCUACGUGAUUGGCGAGUGUGGAGGGGCCAUGCAGAAGAGCCGCUGCCCGGAGUGCCAGGAAACCAUUGGUGGUGAAAAUCACGCCCUGGAUCCCAGCAACCGACUUGCCCCCGAGAUGGACGGGGCAACUCACGCGGCCUGGUCCGAUGCGGCCAACCACCUCCUCGAAGCGGCCCGGUUGCAGUGGCGCUUUUGAGAAGGCUCUGCUUGGCCCUCUUGGGCUCACCGGCUCUUCUCCCCCAGGAGGUGACCCCGGCCCUUCUCUGUUCCUGCACGCAUGACUUUCGGCUCCCUUGCACGUUGGCUCCCUUCUCAGAAGGAACUGGUCUACUCGAAUCACCCGACAAAGCCAGCAGGGACGGCUGAGGGGCCUCACGCCGAGAGAGGCCCGGAAAGAAAGAACAAGUAACUGGGCCUUCUCGGCAGUGGCCCCUCGGCUGGGGAAUAAUCUACCAAGAGCAAUCCGCUUGGCUCCCUCGCUAGGUCUUUUUAAAAGCCAUUUAAAAACUUGGCUCUUUAGGCAGGCCUUCCCUCCAGUCAAUUAACUGUUUCGUUUCUUUAAUUUCCCAUCUUGAUAAUGUAUAUAUCCACUAGUUAGUUGCUUGUAUUAUUAGGUUUUAGUAACUGUAUUAUUCUAUUGUAUUUUAUCAUUUUUUGUAAGCUGGCCCGAGUAGACUUUGUCUAGAGGGGCGGGGUAUGAAUCUAAAUAAAGAGAAAUAAAGAGAAAAGAAGAAAGGGAACAUGCAUGAAUCAGUCGCAGGAGAGAUGAGAGGGUUUCGGGCAGAUUAGGGGGAUAGCAAAGCUUUCUCACUUUUAUGCUCCUAAGAGUCUGUCGUCAGCUGGCAUGCAGCAUCCUGGCCAUGCCCUUGGCAGUGAAAUGCUUGGGAGGGUCCCUCGGACUCUCUCGCUUUCUCUCACAGCUUCAGAACGCAGGGCGGGAGAGGCAACCCCUCCUGUAGGAGCUGCUUCUGAGCCCAAGGCGGCUGCCCCUGGUGCUGAAUGGCAGCCAAGACCACAGACUUAAGACCCGUAGAAGCCACGAUCUGGACUAGUAGCAGUCUUAUUGGCCGAGUGUCACGAAACUGGAAAAUGACGGUUCCUGAUGAUGGUUCCAGACACCUUUGAAACUCAGCCUGCUAGCAUGUGCUGGGAUGGGUUGGCCGCAAGAGAGGGGGAAGAGACGGCCUGUUAAUGGGAAGGGUUUGCCAGCUGUGUCUUCUCUGCGUGAGGAGGAAUUUCCGAAGGCCAUCACUCACUCACUCCUGGUACCAGCUCAUUAAGAGGAACCAGUUUCAGCUCUAGGGAAAGGAAGGAGAAGGAGUUAAGUUACUUUUGGGGAAAGUUCCUUCUAGAACAUUGAAAAGGUCUGGAAAGGUGGCCAAUGGGUAUAAAAAUUGAAAUGGGAAUUUGCUUUCUUUAGCCUAGUUUCUGUGAGGGGAGUGUUAUGCUUACCUGCUGCCCUGCUACUUGACUUACACUUGGCAUAAGCUCUGGAAGCAGCCUAGGAUAGUUAGUUCUCUCAUAUUCUAUGGGAAUGGUUCUGGAACUACCCGUUGU